CCUUGACUCCAGCCUCGUUUCUCUUGAUUAAUCCAUCCCAUCUCCAAGCUGGAGUACAAUGUCGUCCCGCAGCCUGCAGGUGUCUCCCCACGGAGCAGGAGGCGGCAGCGCAGCCCCGUCUCUGGCAUGUGCCUCCAGCUAGCAGAUGUUCGUUCGUUCGUUCGCUCCUUCACUCGCUCCCUCUCCAUGCUCGCGGCCAGCCAGCCAGAGCUCCUCUGAUCCCCCUCCCACCCCCCACCACCUCUUCCUCCUGCCGCUCCUCUUGCCUCUCCUCCUCCUCCCGCACCUCCUCCCCCGAGGCUCCGGCCCCGCACGUCCCAGCCGCUUGGAAGGAAGCCCCUUCUGGACUGGCUCCCUUGCGUCCCUCUCGCUGCCGCCUUGCGAGCGCCCCAAGUUGAGAGGAAGAUGGGGACCUGGCUGCAGCAUUUGCAGAGCCGCUCCAGCAACAGAUUGGAAGAGACGGAGAGUUUCCGCCGAGGGGAAACUGGCUGCUGAAGGGCGCGUGACGAGGCUCCGCGAACUUCUCCUCGCCCACGCCCGCCCGCCCGCGCCCCCCGGCUUGCUCGCCCCCAGCCCCGGCUUCCUUCGGGCUCGCUCGCUCCUUUCCCGGCGAGGAGGGCGGAGAGGCAUGAAGACGAGCCGCCGGUGCCGAGCCCUGCUGGCCGUGUGUCUGAACCUGCUGGCUCUUCUCUUCUCCACCACAGCCUUCCUCACCACGCACUGGUGCCAGGGGACCCAGCGGGUGCCCAAGCCCAACUGUGGCCGAGACAAGAAGACCAACUGUCUCAACUACAGCGGCAACAGCACGGCCAACGACACGGCCGGCUCCCACGGGGUGCACUACAGCUGGGAGACCGGCGACGACCGCUUCCUCUUCAGGUAUUUCCACACCGGCAUCUGGUACUCCUGUGAGGAAAACCUCAGUGGACUUGGUGAAACAUGCCGGAGUUUUAUUGACCUGGCUCCAGCAUCGGAGAAAGGUGUCCUUUGGUUGUCUGUGGUUUCCGAAGUGUUAUACAUCCUUCUCUUGGUUGUCGGAUUCAGUCUCAUGUGUCUGGAGCUCUUCCACUCCAGUAACGUCAUAGACGGGCUCAAGCUCAACGCCUUUGCUGCUGUCUUCACUGUGCUAUCAGGUCUCCUGGGAAUGGUUGCCCAUAUGAUGUACACUCAAGUUUUCCAAGUCACGGUCAGCCUGGGACCUGAAGACUGGAGACCACACUCCUGGGACUACGGCUGGUCUUUCUGCCUGGCCUGGGGUUCUUUCACAUGCUGCAUGGCAGCCUCCGUCACCACAUUGAACUCUUACACAAAGACCGUCAUCGAGUUCCGGCACAAACGUAAAGUAUUUGAGCAGGGAUUCCGGGAGGAACCAACCUUCCUUGACCCAGAGGCCAUCAAAUACUUCCGGGAAAGAAAUGAGAAGGGGGAUGGGACUGAGGAUGAGGACUUCCGACUAGACUGCCACCACAGCCGAUACCCAAAUCGACUGCAGAACACCCACCUCUAAAUGACACAAACUUUCCAAGAAAACUUGGCUCCAUGGCCCCAGCAAUCAUCCCAGUCUCCUUCAUCAGACAGAGCCCCCUGUACACCAUCCCUUUGGGACCCAGCUGAGAGAGCUCUGCAGAGCGGAGCUAAGUGUCAUUAGAAGACUUCUAUAUCACGAGAUCUUUCCCUUUGUCCUCCCACCCUCCACUGCAAGAUGGCAGAAGCCCAGGCCCAGCAGCAUCUGACCACUCCAGCUCAGCCCAUUCAGGAUGCCAUGGAGUAUCCAGUCCCAUCUCCUUGAGUUUUUAACUUGUGCCCGGCCCAGCCAAUCACAGGAUGAGCCCAGGUUCUAGUGCAGACAACCCAAGGCCUUACCUGGCAACCAGCCCAACCAACCAGAGGCCCUGCCUUGGAAACAGAGUGGUCAAUCCCAGGCUUUUUUUUUUUUUUUUUUGAGGGAAACAACCUGACCCAGUUCUGACUGAGAUCUGGGGAAACAUUGGAUCCUGUGACCCCCAAGAGUCAUUUGGAUCCAUGACCUGGCCUCCUGCUCUGUUUUCUCAAAGUGGAGCUCAGCCCCUGAGACCAUCCCUCAGUACGGGGGUGACAGAAAGACUGUGGAACAUGGAGCCCAAAUACAUGGGAUCAAACUCCAGUUCUGCUACUUACUACCUGUGUGACUUUGGGCGAGUCACUUCUUCUCUGGACCUCGGUUUCCUCAUCUAUUAAAUGAGGGGUUUAGAUCAGACCAUCUCUAAGGUCCCUUCCAGUUCCAAAGCCAAUGAGCCUUUUCUCCAUCAGAGCCACACCCCAAUGCUUCUAGUCACAGGGUGAUUUCGUGGAGCAAAAAGCACAAGGCCCAAGGAGACGAGUCCCUCCAGGGACUGUCCCGGGUGAGCCAAGAUGGCCCCUUCUGAAGCAGAGCUGGCUGACACAGAGGCAGAGGAGGCAGGGAAGAGGCUGGUGGCUGAAAGAGGUAGGUGGGAAAGAGAAAGCCCUGACCUGAUUUAUGCCAUGAUUGAUCUGGAAUGAUCACACAGCACAGGGGGACACAGUUCAUCUUCCCAGAGGGAGAUUUCCUGUGGAAUACUUCUGCCUUUCCCACAGUGAUUACUGAAUGAUCUAACCCAAGUUCUCAAAGGGAGAGGGCCCAUAUGCAAUUAUUAAGGCCUUUUCCUCACUGAUAACUCAGUCAGACUUCAGGCAUUGCAGGUCAGAGGAGGAAGAUGGGGUGGGGGGCAGGGAACAGACUGGAGAUGAGCAGUGAUUGAAUUGCUCGUUGUCAGUAACUUUGCUGGCAACUACUCGUAGAACCACGGAAUCCACGAGGCCAUCCCAUAGCCAACCCAUACCUGGACAGGAAUCCCUCUAGUACAUCCCAACAAGUCAUCUUCCCUCCACGUAAAGGCUUCCAUUGGGCCUUUUUUCCGGCUGUUCCCCAUGCCUGGAAUACUCUCUCUCCUCUGUCUUCUUGCUUCCCAGGCUUGCCUUACAUUCCAAGCAAAGUCCCAUCGUUUACCGGAAGUGUUUCCUAACCCUUCUUAAUUCUAUUGUCUUCCCUUUUUGAGUUCAUUUCCUAUUUACUACCCUGUAUACAGUUUGUACUUAUUUUUUGCUUCUCUCUCCCAUUAAAUUGUGAGCUCCUUGAGAGCAGGGACUGUCUUUUGCCUCUUUUUUGUAUUCCCACAGUGCCUGACAUGCAGUAGGCACUUAAUAAAUGUUUAUUGAUUGACUACAUCCCUCAGGCAAAACUAGAAGCAAGAGUGGAAGUUACCUGGGGGUAAAUUUCAGCUCAAGGUGGAAGAGGUUUCUAACAAUUCGAGCUCUCCAAUGGGCUUGGUUUUAGAAGUGAAAGGUACCUUGGAACUAAGAGAAAAAUAGGUGCAGAGAAGAGCAUGGAUUUGCCUGAAGUUCCAUAGGUGGUGAAGAGUGGAGCUAGGAUUAGAACCCAAGCCCUUGGGCUCUAAACGCAGUGUUCUUGCCACCAAGCUCUAUCACUAGAAGGAUCUCACAGAGGAUGGAUGACUGACCACCUGUCAGAGCUGUUAUAACAGGAAUUCCUGCAUUGUACACGUGGAUCAACAAAUGGGAAUAAUAUUCCUCUCAGUGAAUCAUAGGAAUUACCAGGAUGCUUGUCCCUUUGGAUCAGUUCCAGGCCUUGGACCAGGAAGGGGAGGAGGAGAUUCGAGAAGAGAAACAGAGUCUUUAAGAGGAAGCAUUGCACCAGAGAGACCCUGGGACUCUCUUCCUGUUGCUAUCAGAGGUGCUAUAUCCUGAGCAGAACUCCAGGCAAUGAGAACCUCUCCAGCCAGGAAGCACCCACAGUCCUUGCCCCAGCUCUUUUGGGAAUCUCUCCCUCCUGUGGCUCCAUCUGGGGCAGCCGGCCUGUCAUACCAGCUCCUAGCACCGAAGGGACCCCCAGCUGUAAGCCAAGGACUGCAAUAGCCUAAAACUCCUCUCUGGCCUUGGGGCCCAGCUCUGAAGAAAGAGAGACUCUCACACCUGGAAAUGACCCUAGAGAGACCCUGAUCAUCUGCUUUUCCUGUGUGGACCAUGGGGCCCAAUUGUCAUUUUUUUUCUUUUCUAAAAAUAGAGUUCUUUAUCAGCUCCAUUUCAUUUGUAUAUGUUUGAUACUGGUUUUGUAGACACCAGCCCUCAUCCCCUCUAGGGAUUUUAUUUAUGGGGAAUGAUCAUUUUAAAUGGGGGUUUUAUUCCCGGGUAAGCAUUAUUAGAAAGAAGCAAGUAGUUCUUUCAGUCAGUAGAGAACAUCUCUGGCCCCUCCUCCCUCUGUUUCUAAGACCACCAAAUGUUACCAACUCAAUCCUCAGAGGCCUUGAGGAUGCGGGCCAUCCCUACUCUUGGGAAAGCAGAGGCCCACAACCAGAUGGGCUGUUACUCCUCACCCUCACACGACCCAAACCAGUUGAAAAGGCAGAACAGAGUGAGGAUUCCUCUAGGAGGUCUAGUGUUAUGCCUUAGUGUCAAGAGUAUCAGAUUUUAGAGUCAGGGCAUGUGGGGCAGACCCCUAGCUCUGUUACCCUCUUUCUGUGUGACAUUGAGCCUCCAUUUUACAGGCAAAGAAACUGAGGCCCAGAAAAAUGACUUGCCCACAGUCACACAACUAAUCUGUAGAAGAGCCAGGAUGGACCUGGAAGUUGCAGUCUGCCCCAGUGGAGAGAGUACCCAUACCAACCAAGUCCCAGAGAUUUGAAGUUGAAGUAAAUAAUAGCAAUAAAAGGUUGAAAAUAACAACAAUAAAAUUUCAUUAUUCACUUCAAUUUCAAUUGCAUUGUAUAAUAUAAGCAUAAUAUGGCAUAGUCUAAUAUAUAUUGUAAAUAAUAUGGUGGUAUAAUAUCUGUGGUAUUAUCGUUCUAUUAUGUUCUAUUGGUGCAAUGAAAACAUCAGAGGACAUGGGUUCCAAUCCUACUUCUGAUAUUUACUCCCUAUGUGACUUUGGGUAAUUUCACUGGACUUCAAUUUUCUCAUCUGUAAAAUGAUUGGGUUGAACUAGAUACCCUCUGAAGUUCCAUGCAACUUAUAUUAUAUUAUAUCUAUAUCUAUAUUAUAUUAGGCUGUGUGGUAUAGUGGAUAGAGAGCCUGCAUAGGAUUCAGGAAGACCUGGGUUCAAGUUCAGCCUCUGACACAGACUGUAGUGAACCCUGUACAAUUCACUUAACCCUCAGUGCUCUAGGCAAUUCUCUAGGACUGUAAGCUACAGAGAAGUUGCCAACCUGCAUUAGUAGAGUGAGUUUUCUCAUCUAAGAGUGUCCUACAUUGAUGAAAUUCCAGGUCCAGUCCUUUUCCUAUAUUAUAUUAUAUUAUAGUCAAGCUGCAAAACCCCCAAAAAGACAGGCUGAGAUUAUAUUAUAUUAUAGUCGUUGGCACCUAUAUGGCCUCUUACCUCUUCUAACAAUGUUUAUGUUUAGCAUCAUCAUCCUCAUCUUCCACUUAGAUUUUCUUAUUCUUAUUGGCAUCAAUUUCUAGGACCUGAGAUUUUGUCAUUGUGGGUUCCUCCCUCUCCUAAUGCCGACUGAAACUCCUCUGUGCCUUAGUAGAUGAGCUUCCAGAAUUAUUGGGGCUGAAAAAUCCAUCCCCCUUAGGCUAAGUUGGUGAUGAGCCUCCCUGAAUUUAGCCAGGCAUCUCAGUACUUUCCUAGCCCAAGACCAUGCGUGGCUGGCACUGCCUUUGAGAACCCAGAGCUGCCGCCACACUAGCAUGAAACAUGGUGGUUCAUUGAUUGAUUGACUUUAAAGGACUAAUAUUAAUAAUCACCUGAACCCUCUUGGUUCCAUUUUAGUGGAAGAGAAAAUAGCUGGGCACCUAUACACAUCAUCAUGGGAAUGAUCCGUAAACAGGGGGUUGGGGAAUCUCAGUGACGAGGAAUCUUCUGGGAUUCAGGAAGGGCUCCCGAUGGUCUAAGGAGUCCCCAAGGAGUUCCCAGCCAAUCUCAGAACUAAUCAGAAAGUUAAUGAAGCUGCAUGAUGAUUGUGUUCCCUCGAGGAGCCUGACUUUCUCCUCCAAAGGCCUUUGAAGAAUAGGCAGAAGGCAAGUAGAUUGUUGGCACUCUAAUCUGCCCAGACAAGGAAUCGCUUCUGGUUUCCUUUUCUCCAGGCAUACUUCUGUUCCCCUCCCUUCCCCUCCCCUGCAGCUUUCCUCCCAGGCAUACCCAGCUCGGGAUGUUCUCAGUUCUCAGGGGAAAGUGGCAGAGAACACUCCAAGAAAUCAUCCAACAUAAUUAGUAAUAGUCUUGGUUGCUGCUUUAAGCUCAAGAGAAGCCACGAUCUUUCCUGAUUAGGUUGGGGCUGCCUUGGAACCCCAGAGAAGAGAAGCAUGGAAAGCAGUUCUGGCUUUCUGCAGCUGUCACCCUGUGAAGGUCAGCUGUAGCCCUAGGAGACUGGAGAUCACUGUCUUCCUUGGCCAGUCAGUCUGACCUUCCUCUCCCUCCUGUUGUCUUCACAUGAAGCUAGAAGCCUGGGGGUGGGGAUGGGGCCUUAUUGACCCAACAGUAUUCAUAUUCCUUAAAAAAUACAUCGAUACCAUUUGUCUUUACAGUCCCGUUCCUUCAUCAUAUGGCCCCCUCCUCCUCCUCCUCCUCCACCACCCCUUCUCAAUCAACUCAGGCCCCUCUUGCAUCAAUCACCUGCCCUGAUCAGUAACUGCUCAUCCUUUUAUCAGAUGUCAGUACCAGAGUCUGGUCCGAGCCCUUUAUUUUACAGCUAAUACUAAUAAUAGCACCUAUUUCCAUAGUGCCACAAAAAGCUUUCCUCAUAACCACACGGGGAGCAUUAAAUAUUGUUAGCCCCAUUUUACAGAUGAGAAAACUCGGGCCCAGAGAAGUCAAAUGACUUGACCAAGGUCACAUAUGUGGGAAGUGGAAAAUUAGCUCUUGAGACUAGGUCUUCUAAUUCCAUAUCCAGAAAUCUGUGUCCCUACACCCUACUGUCCUCUGAGUAUUAGUCUCACUAAAGUCAAGAAGGUUUAUUAUAUUUUGCUGUUACCGUGAUCAUUUUUUUUACCACAACAACCCUGAAAACCCAUCUAUGAUGUUAGAGAAAGGCCAAUAUCUGUGUGAGUGGAGGGAAUACCUACAAUCUACAAAGAUCUUUGAAAGGACUGAAUUACCCAAGGGGACUCUCCUAGAAAAUUAUCCCAGUUAGAACGAGGUCUAUGAAUUUAAGAGAUGUGAAGAAGAGGACUUGAAUCCUGGAGCCAGGGGAACAGAGCACUGUGCUUAGGACCCCAUCACCCAGUUCCCAGACCCUACAACACUGGAUGUUUUCCACCAAGUCCCUUCUCUUGAAUUCCUUCUUGUUUGCUAGGCCACCAUGUCCCUAACUCUAAGGCACUAAGACUUGCAAUCAUUGACACUUUCCUCACCCUCUUUUGCUACAGUCAACCUUUGAUCCUUCCUUCCAAUGACAUUCCCAUCCAUCCUUUACUCUUAUUAGACCUUCAAAUUAAAGAGGGACCUUAGAACAUCAAAUGUCAGAACUAGAAGGAACUUUAGAGAUAAUCAAAUCCACCUCAUUUUAUGGAGAAGGUAAUUAAAACGAAGUGAAGGGAAGUCACUUGCCCAAGGCUUAGUGAUAGAAUUUAAGCUAGAACCCACAUUUCCUGCCCCCAAACUCUCAUUUCCUGUUCCCAAAGCUCUUGUGAAGUUUCAGAUGACUACAAAUGAGUAGUUAACAAAACUAAUGUUGCCAGAGGGUUUGAAUAUUGACUAUAUUUAAGCUCUACAGGUGAGUAACUUUUGCAAAAAUGAGUUUCCUUUUCAUUUCAACGUUUAUAGAAAUCUAUGUCAGUACAAAUUCUUUACAAAAUAAAUAGAAAAUUUCUAAAAUAAACAAAA
Molecule: messenger RNA, 7837 nt
Organism: Dromiciops gliroides (monito del monte)
Lineage: Eukaryota; Metazoa; Chordata; Mammalia; Microbiotheria; Microbiotheriidae
Gene: GSG1L
Product: GSG1 like
Exons: 9
Coding region: 146-1507 (453 amino acids)
Cellular component (GO): plasma membrane
Source: RefSeq, a predicted model, not a curated record